Molecule: messenger RNA, 2016 nt
Organism: Entamoeba invadens IP1
Lineage: Eukaryota; Evosea; Mastigamoebida; Endamoebidae
Exons: 1
Coding region: 1-2016 (671 amino acids)
Molecular function (GO): protein binding
Source: RefSeq, a predicted model, not a curated record
AUGGUAAAGCUUGAGAUGAUUUACCUAAUGAAAGUCGCACUUCGAUUUAAUUCACAUAAUCAUCUCAGAGACUUUCUGAUGAUCAGUCGUCACUGUCUUGAGGCGAUUAACGCACUUAAAGUUAACCCUUUUUUUACUAACGAAGUCUCUGUUGUGUGGUUCUUCAAAAACUUCACACCAGAAACAUUCGACAGCCCUCUUAUUAAUCUUAACUGCUUCGAUUUGUUUUAUAAAGUCAAACAAAUUCGGAAUACGGACUUCUUCUGUGUUUACACGAAAGGGCAAUUGACUGAAACCUUUGCAAAGAACAUCUUUCCUAAGGUUACGCGAUUGGUCAUGGUCGAUGAUAAAAACGAUAAACGAACAAAAUUCAACGAGUUCUUAAUCGAGCAUUCCGAAUACUUCACUUCACUCUAUCAUUUCGCUGGUGACCUUAAAAUGGCAGUUUGUUUCUUUGAAAAGUACACCGAACACGGAAACGAAAAGUACCUUCAUCUCCCGAACCUUGUUGUGUUGAAUAAAAAUGGGAAAAACCUAAUUAAGAGAAAUUACGAGAAUUUGGUACUACUUGAAAGGUUGGAAAAAUGCGUUCCAGACAACAAUAGAGUAUCUAUUUAUGUUAUUGUGUCAAACCACGACCCCCAAACAGGGACACUCUUUAAUGCGUUUAAAAAGAUCAACAUAUGUUACGACACCCUUGUGUGUUCGGAUAGUGAAAAGGCAUGCAAAAACGUUAUUUGUACAAAAGGGACUUUACUCAUCGACGGAAAUAUUGAAAACGAAAAGACCAACGAUUGUAUUGAACGAACGUGUGCAAUAAGUGCGUUAAUAAUUAACCCAAGCAAUUUACUCAACGAGUGGACAGUGCCUUCUUGUGUUGAUUCAGUUGGGAUAUGGUCAAAUAACAACUCAAAUCAGACAGAACAAUUCAAUGAAGUGCAUUAUAAGUUUCCAGAUGUGACAUCUUUCAGCCUCAAUAAUUGUCUCCAAUUGUCGUUCCACAAAGUGUUUGGCAUUUCAAGUCUCACACUUUCGAAUUGCCAAAACAUCCUUUUUGGCAAAGAAUGUGUUUUUCUAUCACUCAAGAAAGUUGUAUUAGAAAGUGUGUUUUCAGUAACAUUUGACAUCGAUCUGAGUGCUCUUGAAUACCUCAAAAUUGAUGAGAGCAAAGCGGUGAGUUUUGUUGGAGUUGGAGAUAUCAAAGAAAUCAAUAUAAGGGGGUGUUUCACCAUUGAUUUGCCUCAAAUUGAUUUUCAACACAAGACUAUAUACAUUGCACAGUCGUUGGAGAUAUCAUUUGAAAAUUCAAACCCAAUUGAGUUCAUGGGUAAAGACUUCAAUGAAUUGGUUCGUGCGAUGGAAGUGCUAUUUGAAUACCCGAAUUACAGAAGCGACUUGACAAAAUUCAGAGUCCACAAAUUUUUGCCACAAACAACAAAGUUGGUCGUUGUCAAUAGAGAGAUACUCCGUGUGAACCCGUUCGACACAGAUGAAACAACUGCAGACAUGGUUGUCAGUAAGUACUUCUAUUGUGAAGAUAACAAAAACCAGACGCAGACUUUUAAGACGCCUAAAGGGUCGGUUGGUAUCAAAAGCUUGAGGUACUUUGAGUUGGAAGUUACUGGAUUUAGUGAAAUGAGUUUUGGGUGUUGUGAUGGGGAGAAUUACGACAACGAUUAUUAUGAGGACACUCAUGUAGGAUGGGAAGAUGGGAGUGUUGGGUAUCAUUCUGAUGAUGGUUUGGUGUGGGUUGACUCCUUUCGUCAAGAAAGGGCUUUAGAUUAUGGUAAUGACAUAGAUCGAACAGUCACUGUUGGGUGUGGGUAUGAUAUUAAAAAGCACACUAUCUUUUUUACGUACGAGGGAAAGAUUGUGAGUAAAACAGUAGUUAAGUGGAAAGAAGUGAACGCAUUAAUUGCUCUUGGCGCGUUCAAAAAGGUGUUCAUAAACUACGGAGACAAACAGUUUAAGUGGAUGAUAUCAGAUUAUGAAAAGUUGGACUGUCGUGUAGUCUGA